UUCUUCAUCUUUUAACUCCCUUCUCUGUCCUCCACAAGCUAAGUAUCUUCAAUUCCAACCAAAACCCAUCUCAUUCUUUUUCUGUUCUAAUUUCAUACGAACUUCAAAGUUUCAAUCUUUUUGGCCAUUUCUUCAUACCCAAAUCUCACUCUUUUCAUCUACUCUGUUUUUUUCUUCUUUGUUUUUAGAAUUUCGAAUCUCCAAUUUGUUUACACCCAAAACAAUGUCCUCCAGUAUCUAUCAAGGGUUGCAAUCAUGUCUUAUGGAACCACGUGUUUUAAGGCUCAAAUUGUCUCCCUCCCAAUCCUAUUCUUCCCCGUCGCCGGCCGAAGAACAAGAUUCCGAUCACUCUCUUACUCAUUCUGACCCACAAAUUCAAACCCAUCUGAAAAUGGACCAGAAUCACACUGCCCACGCCAGUGCCGGAGAUUCUCCCUCCGAAAACAGAGUCGCUGUGAUUGGCCACGGGAAUGGUGUUGGUGGGUGGAGCUUUCUCCAAGCUCCCUCGGGUGUGGAUGGCCACCCUCCCGCAAAGCGAUAUGCUCCGACGAUGGCUCUCAGUCCGAAGAGCCUCGAAAUGUGUACUGAGAGUUUGGGCAGCGAGACCGGCAGCGAUGGUGGCAGUGAAAUUGGUAGCGACGAGAAAAUGUCUCUGUUUUCGCCUGACGAAACAGAGACUUCUCCGUCGUUGGCCUCGGGCAGAAAGUCGGUUAAGUUAUCGAGGCUAGCAAAGAAACUCGCCAAACCCAGCUAUCCUCCACCGUUGACGACCAUGAGUGGGUCAAUGGGUGUGAAGGUGAAGCCUUAUCGGGAAGGCGGGCGGCUAGUGCUGAAAGCGGUGUCGAUUCCAUCGACAAAGCCAUGUUUUGAGGUGGAGCGCGGCGGGGGAAGGCUGAAGCUGAGGCUGUUGGAGCACUGUUUAUUGUUGAAUAGUUUACAAGAAGGAGAGGAAGAAGUAGAAGAGCGGGAGGAGGAGGAGGCCGUCGAGAGCGGCGGGCGACUGCGGAAGGGGAGGAGGUGCAAGGAAGGUGGGGGAGGAAGAAAAGAGUUGGUGAAUUGGGAGCCAUUUUUGGUCUCAACUUGAAGAACUUGACGAUAUCUAUUAUUUUUCUUUUUAUAAUCUUCUUUGUUUUCUGACCAUGAUGGCUAUAUAUCAUUAUAUAUUUUGUACCUUUGAUUUUGCAAUAUAUAUAUAUAUAUAUAUAUAUAUAUAUAUAUAUAUAUGCUAAUUGCUAAUGGCAGUUAUUAUGGUUACUCUCUCUCUCUCUCCUCAAAAUGUUGUAUUGUGAAUUUACUAUUUGAACUAGUGGUUAAUAUCUCAAAAAGUAAUGAAGUUAUGACAAUUAAAUCUU
This is a messenger RNA of Cucumis melo (muskmelon), 1352 nucleotides long. RefSeq names its product protein FANTASTIC FOUR 3. The transcript has 2 exons. NCBI's taxonomy places the organism in Eukaryota, Viridiplantae, Streptophyta, Magnoliopsida, Cucurbitales, Cucurbitaceae. The coding region runs from base 224 to 1084 and encodes 286 amino acids. The record is from RefSeq and is a predicted model, not a curated record.